Molecule: messenger RNA, 1519 nt
Organism: Ectocarpus sp. CCAP 1310/34
Lineage: Eukaryota; Phaeophyceae; Ectocarpales; Ectocarpaceae
Source: the annotation of a GenBank genome assembly
AUGGGGACGGGAAAGUAUUCCAACGGUAGGGGAUCUACGCCUACGGCACCGACCCCAGCUGCCGCCGCGGCGGUAGUUUCGGGCACUUCUUCUCGUCCCGCCGCGGUCGGGGUUGACGGCCCGGGCGAAGGACUUGGACCUGCGGCCCGGACGAAUGCGCGCCUCGAGGUUGGAGGAGUGACGGGACAGGCACCAGCUGGACGGCGAAUCCGCAGUGACGACGUCCGCCUCUCGGGUUUAUCGGGUCACGGGGCGUCGUCAUUCUCCGCUGCACCCCUGGGAGCUCGUCCGUCUGGCGGGCACCAGCUGGACGGCGAAUCCGCAGUGACGACGUCCGCCUCUCGGGUUUAUCGGGUCACGGGGCGUCGUCAUUCUCCGCUGCACCCCUGGGAGCUCGUCCGUCUGGCGGGUUAGCUUCGAGGCCCCCGUGGAAGUCUUGACCAAGAUGCUGUCGCGACCGUGGUAGUGGAAUGCGGGUCGGGUCUGCGCCAUUAUGCCUUCGCCGUCAGGGGCGCAGCUCCCGCGCUUCCAUGGUUUGUUGCGUACGGCGGCGGGAUUGAUUGCGGAUUGUCGCGUCCAAGUGUGUGUGUGUUUUUUUCUUUCUUCGUGUCGUCGUGUGCCGUUAUUUUCUUCUCCAUGCCUCAAGUAAUCGUUGUCGGCGAGAAGGGGUCGCAUGGACUGACCAUUUUUUUCUUUUUUUUUCUUCAGCGACCACCCUCCAAUGUACCUGCUAUCGACACCACCUGUCGCGGGCGCCGGAUGCGCUUCUGUUUUUCGCGUGUAUUUUUUGUAGCUCGCUGGAAAAUGUCGUAUUCGGGCGAGUUUUUUUUUUGGUUUUCUUCGGUGUGACCGUUGCUUUUUUUCUUGUCCAGGUCGGUGAAAAGUGUUGGACUCCGGCGACAAUUCAAUUUUAUUAUAUAUUUUCCAAUUAUUGUUGUGCCCUACUCCCGGGAAACCUUUCGUUUAUUUUCUUUUCAUUUCAUUCGAUGCAUGAUGGGACGAGGCAGAGGGUUUCUACUAUCCUAUGCACGUCAUUUUUCCCAUCCCUUGCGUGUUUGUUCUCUAUUGCCUUCUGAUGUGUUCAUCUGGCUACAAUGGUGGUGUCACUUCGACCAACAAAAAGUUAUUUGCACAUCAUCGCCAGUGGGGGGUGAGUCCGGGCGUUUUGUAUUUUUGCUGCACAAAGAAGGGCUGUUACGAUUCACGUAUCGUUUGGCGUGUUAGGCAAACCUUGGGUUGGAUACGCGUUGUCUUCCUGUGGCAGAACAGCCGUUUGAAUCAUUCGUGAUAAAGACGGCGUGAUGGCGUCGGAUUUCUGAGGGAUUUUGAUUCGGUGGCCGGGUUUCCCGUGUUUUUUUUUGUUUCUUGUGUUGUGGCUGUGUUUCGGUCGUUGGCGGACGUAUGUCUUUGCGCGAGUGGUGAGUCAGUGGCAUAUACAAUCAAGGGAUUUCCACAGUCCAAAGUUGCUGUUGCGUGAGAUGGGAGAUACAUGGAGGAUAUGUGGUGGGAGACUUUCGGU